Molecule: messenger RNA, 5257 nt
Organism: Centruroides sculpturatus (bark scorpion)
Lineage: Eukaryota; Metazoa; Arthropoda; Arachnida; Scorpiones; Buthidae
Product: sal-like protein 1
Exons: 3
Coding region: 156-4142 (1328 amino acids)
Biological process (GO): regulation of transcription by RNA polymerase II
Cellular component (GO): nucleus
Molecular function (GO): DNA-binding transcription factor activity, RNA polymerase II-specific; RNA polymerase II cis-regulatory region sequence-specific DNA binding
Source: RefSeq, a predicted model, not a curated record
UCUUGCCAGACGUCUGCGCACUUUCUUUUAUGAAGAAAUCAAAGUGUGAAGAAACUAUUAAGCGCCGGUCCAAUGUGACGUACCGAGCCGGAGAUAUGUAACCGUUAUGAGCUGACGUCACGAGCGCGCAACAAGUCGACACCGGCAACGGACCAAUGGCGGAGAAGCAGGGACAGUGGUGCAUCGACGAAGCACAAGCCCUCCUCAGUCUACCUAUGGUGGCUAGAUACUGCCAGGACACGUAUGGUUGCGCAAAGGAGGACUCAUGUCGUUGGAACAAAGCUGGCGACGAUGUAAUGAUGUCAAGGCGAAAACAGGCCAAACCUCAACACAUAGACAACGUCCAGGAGUUGGCAUCUCUGCUAGAAAACGGAAUCAAUUCUAGUAGUGAUACUGACGAAGAUGAACAUGUGUGUGGCAAAUGUAGGGCCGAAUUCACAGAACUGGUGACUUUUCUCCAGCACAAACAACGUUGUACCAGCAAGAGACCGGUUCUUCUUUCCAGCGACGAACCAUCGGCCCAUCCUUUGGCGGAAACGACUGACGAAGAUGGAGCUAAAUUCAUCACUUUCUAUACAAAUGGUGAUUUGCUUACUUUGUUACCGAAAAAGUACGGAGAUGCAAACGGCGACAUUCCUGAUAUCUCCUCUGAGGCUGCCAGAGAAGAACCAUUGCAACCUUCCCAUCUACCUCAAAAUUUCAUUCAUCAGCAACUUGGUACUUUUGUCAUAAAAGAUAACGAUAAGUCUCGAGCUCCUCAGCUUGUCGCUCUCCAAACGGCACUUUCCACAUUGCAGCAGCAACAAAUGGUUCAGUUGCAGGUUAUUCAAGAGUUACAGUCUCAAUUGAUGGGAACGUCGGAUGCUUCAGUUUCCGUCUCUUCUUUUCUUCCUCUGAUCGGCACCGCGGCUCUUACACCGCCUCAAAGCAGCGAUGCUAAUCCCGGAGCUCAGGCACCAACUACCUCUGCAUCAGCUCCCACACCAUCUCGAACUUUAACAAACACUGCCAACUUGCCAGUAACUUCCAGUUCUGAUAAACUUGGUCAUUCUCCUUCCAAUACCCCCUUACUGCCAAUAAAUGAGCCGAAUACACUGGAAUUGCUGCAGAGACACACAGAGCAAGCGCUUCAAAACACUAUGGCUGGCAGUUCUUUUCUCUUAAAUGGCAUAAAUGGCAAUAGUUCGGAAAUAUUAAAAUUUCGCAAGAAUAAAUCAGGAAGUGUCAGAUCGGAUGACCCUUCCACUCGUCAUAAAUGUAGGUUUUGUGGAAAAGUGUUUGGUAGUGAUAGUUCAUUGCAAAUUCAUAUUCGAUCACAUACUGGUGAAAGACCUUUUAAAUGUAAUGUUUGUGGAAAUAGGUUCACUACAAAAGGGAAUCUUAAAGUUCAUUUUCAACGUCAUAAAUCGAAAUAUCCCCAUAUAAUCAUGAAUUCAAAUCCAAUACCUGAAUAUCUCGAUAAUCUCCAUCCUCCCUUAGAACCACCGAGUGAUUCUCAAAAUGCCGCAACAACAACUUUUGCACAACAAUCAGAAAAUUUUCCUGUGGAACAAGGCGAAUACCAGCAGGAAUCGGGAAGAAUCGAGACUAUCUCGCCACCAAAUAUUUCCAAUUCCUCCGACGCUACAGAAGUUUCUGGUGAAGAUUCGAUUCCGCCGGAAGAUAUGGAGAGAGAAGGCGACAUGAAAACCGAUCCCGAAGAUCCAGAUGAGAGGCGGCACACUCCUUCCGAUCAACAAAGUGAAAUGUCCGAUAAAGAACUCGAUGCAGAAGGAGAACAUCCUACUUCAGGAUCAUUAAUAACAUCCCUAACAACUACAUCAUCUCCUUCUUUCAGCUCUUUCUUUCAUGCAGUGUCCUACGCUCCCACCGUUGCUCCUCCUCUCUGCUUUGCUCCAGUUUCGGGAUCUGGAAAUAAAGCCUCUGCAGAUUCUACUCUGGAAUUGGAUCCUGCAUUUUAUCAGAAUCUUUUGCCUAAACCUGGAACGAACGACAGCUCUUGGGAAAGUUUAAUGGAGAUUACUAACCCAUCCGAAACGACAAAACUGCAGCGAUUGGUAGACAAUAUCGAACACAAACUAACAGAUCCGAAUCAAUGUGUUAUAUGUCAUCGCGUCCUGAGUUGCAAAAGCGCUCUUCAAAUGCAUUACCGGACCCACACGGGUGAAAGACCCUUUAAGUGUAAGAUCUGUGGAAGAGCAUUUACUACGAAGGGUAAUCUGAAAACCCACAUGGGAGUCCACAGGGUCAAACCACCUGUGAGGGUCCUUCACCAGUGUCCGAUAUGUCAUAAACAAUUUUCGAAUUCACUUAUUCUGCAACAGCAUAUUCGAAUGCAUACUGGAGAAAAGACUGAUGCAUCUAUACAAGAUAUCAAAUCUUUAUCACUUCUUCCUCCUUCGUUUCCUCGUCUCCCCCAACCUUUUACUACAUCAUCUUCCAAUAAACCCAUUGAUCAACCAGUUUCAAGUAUAAUUUCAGAUACAGUUAUCAGAGCAGCAACGUCUAUGCCAGAAAACAGUUUACAAUCCUCGACAUCGGCUGGAAAUACUCAAAUCAAUCUUCCUGUUGGUCGAGAUGAUAAACUUAUAACGGUAAUGGCGCCAAGCACAAGCAGCCCUACUUCCCAAUUGGCAGUAUCAUCAUAUACGGCAUCGUUAGCAGCUCUCGAGAAUCAGGUAAAAGCCAUUACUACCAACAUUCCACACCCUAUACCGUUUUCAUCUUUUGGAAUGGGACUUUCGGUUGGACUUAUGAGACCCGAAUCAUCGUUUCACGGACGCUCGGACAAAUCCCCCUCGUCGGUUUAUUCUCCCACGUCUGUGAAUAGCAGGCCUGCAUCUGAGACUUCUGAUGAGCGAUCAACACCCGGAUCUGCCGUUAAAUCGGAAUCACCAUCCAUUUUAGCUCCUUCUAAUUCAUCAUCGGUAAUCACAUCAAUAAGACAAGAAGGAGAAAUAGCAUUGGAUUUAACUCCAAAAACUACAUGUUCUACGACUCCUCCUGUAUCAGAUAUGAUGUCUAAACUUUUACCGCCUCCUUUGGUCGGUCUUCCCUUUGCUGCCACUCCAGGUCGUUUGAAUACAACAUGCAAAAUAUGCUUCAAGACAUUCGCAUGUCACAGUGCUCUGGAAAUUCACUACCGUAGCCACACCAAAGAAAGACCUUUCAAGUGCAAUCUAUGCGAUCGUGGAUUUUCCACUAAGGGCAAUAUGAAGCAACACAUGUUAACUCAUAGGAUUCGCGAUUUACCAUCUCAACUUUUCUCUACAUCGAGUUCCGAUUCUACUCCUUCCACCACACUUCCAACGCCUCCAUUACCUGUAAUCACUACUACCACGACGACUACUACUUCUACUACUACAACAGAAACUACAAAUAAACCAAUCGAACUAUCGCCUUCGGAAAUACAAAGAUCUGCAACUGAAGGAUCUCAAAAACAUCCUACUACAGAAAGUUCUCCUUCAUCUAAACGAUCUCCGAGUGUUCCUAAACAUUUUUGCAACAUGUGCAACAAGCCGUUUUCGAGCGGAAGCGCUUUACAAAUUCAUAUGCGAACCCAUACAGGAGAUAAACCGUUCAAAUGCACAGUUUGCGGAAGAGCUUUCACAACCAAAGGCAAUUUAAAAGUUCAUAUGGGCACACAUAUGUGGAACAAUCCUACAUCCCGACGAGGUCGUAGAAUGUCUCUGGAGCUUCCACUGUCUCCCGGUAGACCCGGAGAAUUCCCUACUUCUCGGCCGGAUGUAUUUUUUCCUUACUUUCCACCCGGAUACCUCAAUGGGAUGAAUGCUCCCAAGAUGAACGAGAUUUCGGUCAUCCAGACGGCCGGGCUUAGCAACGGAAACGUAGCUAAUUUGAUCAACAUCAGGCCCGGACAACAAGAAAGUAAUAAAGUUGAAGAUGAAGCCGAUAACAGGAAAUCCCCAGCACGCACUAAUGAAAGUUCUCCAACUUACCCUGCUCUUUCUCCCACUCCUCCAAUCACCACCGAGAGACCAGCUACAUGGGGAUGGAAAAUCGCGUGCAAUGUGUGCAGCAAGAUUUGUUCAUCAUCUUUGGAAUUAGAGUCUCAUCUAAAAACUCAUCAUUACGUGGAAGAUUCAACAAUUACCAAAGAACUGUGCGGACAAAGCCAGUAAUGAUCUUUUAUCCUCAAUUCUAGUCCUGUGUUAAUCUUUACUUUUUCUCGACAGAUAGGUUCUCUAAGCUAGAAUUCUCACUAUGGAGUGUAGGAAUGUUGUACAGCAGGAUGUGUACAGAACGAAGUCGCGAAACAACAACAGUUCCUAGCCAGUAUGAAGGCUCCUCUUCUAUCAACCAUUUCGACCAAAGAUUUCCCGACUUUUCCGGACGAUGCUGGGACAUGUCAUAUCAAUGUACAGAGUGGUCCAGGCGUAAGUCCCUCCUGUGUCUCCUUGUCCUCACCGUUCGUGUUUUUAUUUUGUAGUGUUCCCUUUCCAAAUCCUCAUCUCAUUAAUGUUAGAGUCUUACUCAUCCAGAAGAGCUGUCUGGAUCUCAUUAACAGGAGCAGAUUCAUCUGGAAAAGACUCUAUUUUCUAGUAUAGAAGUUCUAAACGAUUCCGAUACACAGCUUCCGGUAUCUAUCCCAACCAGUUGUCUUUCAUUGGUGUGUUUUAUUUUGUGUACGUUUUCGGCUGGAAGGAUUAGGAUGCGGUUGUGAUAAGGAAGAUUCACACUAUACUAUCGCAAGUAAGAGAGUAAAAGGUGCGGAAAGCGAUAACUGUGAUAUACUUUCCUCGUUUAAUCUAAUUUUAAUUAACAGUGACCACAUCAUUCCCGGCGGGAUCCACAAACCGGUAGCUGUGUAUCGAAUAAAUGGAAUCAUUUUCAUUUUUUGCUGUAUUUGUGACGUACAAGCAGAAAGCUAGCGCAUCUCUACACACGUGAUUUUAUUUCGGAUACAUCAUGGCGCCAUCAAAUCCCAGGAGAUUGCUAUUUUUGUAACAAUUGUAGCUAUUUUGAUGGCGCCGAGAUGUAAAAAACCUUUGAGUAUUUUCUUUUGUUCACGGAUUUGAUCCAUUUUUGUCUUUGGUGAGUGAUUGUCUUCGCAAUAUUUUCUGUCUAAUUUCUGUUCUUAUCUUUUUCCAUCUGUAAAUUUUCUUUCGGUUUAUAUGUAGGGAGGGAUGUAUUCUACAAGCUAGCUUUCUAUUUUGUCAUACGAAAACAUUGUCCAUUAAUAAAGCACUCUUCAAGGAGAUUUUCGUCUUUCUUUUCUUCUUAAAGCUCCACCAAA